This is a messenger RNA of Penicillium vulpinum, 696 nucleotides long. RefSeq names its product OBAP family protein. The record is from RefSeq and is a predicted model, not a curated record. The transcript is spliced from 3 exons. The coding region runs from base 1 to 696 and encodes 231 amino acids. Lineage: Eukaryota; Fungi; Ascomycota; Eurotiomycetes; Eurotiales; Aspergillaceae.
AUGUCAAACAACAAGAGCUCUUGCUGCAAGGGAAAUGAACUCCCAGGGGAUCCACGAACAAUGAAGAGUCGAGUCCUCGAGAGCGGAGCUUCAAUGAUCCAGGACUUCACGCCGGUUAAACAAAUCUGCGCACAUCUCAAUGCAUUCCACGUUUACGCCAACGAUCCAACCCGAUGCGUCGAGGCUAAUCAUUAUUGCACCCAUUUAACAGAGGAUGUGCGCCAAUGUCUGAUCUACGAUUCGCCCAACGCAAAUGCCCGCCUCAUCGGCGUGGAGUACAUGAUCUCGCCGCGCAUUUUCAAGACUCUUCCCACCGAAGAACGUAAGCUAUGGCACACGCAUGAAUUCGAGGUCAAGAGCGGGAUGCUGGUCAUGCCAGUACCAGCCGGUGUACCGGAUGCAGUAUGGGAAGCUGCGGAGACAGCCGAGAUGCAAGAUAUUGCGCCCAUCUAUGGCAAGACCUAUCACUUCUGGCAGGUUGAUCGUGGAGAUCCUGUUCCUCUAGGUGAACCGCAGUUGAUGGGCAGCUUUGUAUCGAAUGAGAGUGCGAAGCUGGCGCAUCCUGCGGGAUUGGAUUCGUUGCUGGAGGAUCGGAAUAAGAGGUUUGGAGUUGAUCAUCGACAGAAGGCGAAGAAGAGGGAGGGAAUUGAACCGGUUGAGAAGCAUCCUGAUGCUGAUUCGAUGUGGAAAAAGUAA